UCCAAAAAUAAUUUAAAAAAAAAAAAGGAAAAAUACCUUAAGCGACACCGUUUAGAGUUGUGCCCUUCCACCCUCGUUUCUUUUUUUGCCUCAUCUUCUUCUCUAAAACGUCGCUCCUCCCCGUCCCAGGCCUAACCGUUUUCAUUUUCUUUUUCCCUCAAAUUUUAUUCAAACCAAACUACGCCUAUCUGUUUUUGAAAUUUAAAACUAAAAACUACUAAAAUUCUCUGUACAAAACCAUUAAAUUUUUUUUUUCAAAAUCUUCGUUUCAAUUUUCUCUGCUUCUUUCCCUAGAACCAAACAGAAAGUUGUUUUUGUUUUUGACUAAAAUGGCUUUAGGGCACAAAGGUUCGGCAAAUCCGGCGGCUGUGCUUGCUUCUCUCAUGACCAAAAGAGAGAAGCUUCAAAACGAGCUUCGCAAUAUCGAAAAGCAGGUUUAUGAGUUAGAGACUAAUUAUUUGCAAGAUUCGAGCCAUUUUGGGCAUGUUUUGAAAGGAUUCGAAGGGUUUCUUUCUUCAUCCAAGAACACAACAAACUUAAAGAGGUCCAGAAAAUUUCAGCCAGAAGAUAGAUUGUUCUCUUUGUCUUCAGUCACAUCAGCAGUGGCUGAAGAACUGGGAGUUCGACAGUAUGAUGGAAGAUCUGAUUUUGGUUCAGGUCAGUCUAAGGCUGGAGGGCUAGCCGCCAAUGGCCAAGGGAAACCAAAGAAGGGAAGAACUGCCUCGUCAGCGAGAGAUGGAAAGAGAAUCAGGCCAUCAAGUGAACAAGAUUUUGAUGAUGAAGAUGAUCCUGAUAUGAACUUGAGAUAAGUUAACAAGUACUUAUACUGUAACUGUAUUCCGUUGUAACAGUGAGGGGAAUUCUUAAUAGUUAGUCUAGGUAGUUUAGGGUUUAGGUGAUGCCGAAAGCAGUCUUUAGGAUGGCUGUAUUGCGUAUGAAAAAUAUAGCGAAUCUAGAGGUGUCAUGUAUAAUUUAUUUUGUAGAAUUUCCCCCCCUUUGAAUCUUUAUUGUUUCGAUUGCAUUGUGUUUAUUAUAUUGACAUUUUCGAGAAAUAUGUAAAGUUUGGAAAGAAAAUCCAGCUAAGCUCCAAUUAUAAUCUCCAAUUACAACUUAAUUCUUUGUAAUUUUGUACCCAUUAUCAGGCAGUGAUUGAAGAUACUGGAGUUUUAGGAGGCUCGGCUGGUUGAGGUUGGUUUAAGCUGAUGGCACAAAGUAAUCUGUACAGGUUAAGGUGAAAGACUAGUUCAUUUUCUCUAUCGAAUCUGUUUCCUCUUUCCCUGAAUGAUUCCAUUCUCAUUCAUAUUUUCUUGUUUGGUAAAACUAAACCAAGUUCUUCAAGCUAUGAAGUGUGGUAACAUUAUAACUCUUCUCUGUAUCAAACAAGAAAUUGACCUAGCAACUCAAAUCCAGGCUUCAGUACAAAAGUUGGGUUUGGGCGUCGGUCAGUUUUGCGGGCAGCCCAAUAUCUAUUUUAUGGGUUAAAUGACUGGAUUGGGAGGGCCAUUAUCUUCAUGUGUCUCUUUUUUUUUUAUAUAUGGUAUAUCAAGUUUUGUUUUGAUCAAACCUUCUCUCCAAACAAUAGU
Durio zibethinus is the source of this 1583-nucleotide messenger RNA. RefSeq lists its product as uncharacterized. Gene Ontology annotation, cellular component: histone acetyltransferase complex. Lineage: Eukaryota; Viridiplantae; Streptophyta; Magnoliopsida; Malvales; Malvaceae. The record is from RefSeq and is a predicted model, not a curated record.